CAGAAUACGCCGCCCACACAGGUCCCGUUGUUGCUUUGCAUCCAUCUUCGGCCUCAACUCCACCUCUCCCACCAUCAGGACCAUGGCUGCCGUACCGCCGGAAGGAAAAAGCCCCAAGCCGGGGCUGAACAUCUACACUUGCCGGGCCGUCAACCCCUACAAGCUGAGCAUCGCUGUGGAGGAGCUUGGCAUCCCUUGCCACUACAUCCCCAUGGAUCUGACCGCUGAUGAGCACAAGGCUGACUGGUAUCUGGCCAUCAACCCAAACGGGCGCGUGCCCGCGAUCGUUCACGUCAAAGAGGAUGGCAGCAAGGAAGUCAUUUUCGAGACUGCCGCCUGCCUGCUGUACCUUGCCCACGAGUUCGACAAGGAGCACAAGAUCUCGUACCCGCACGGUACCCCGGAGUACUGGACACAAGUCUCCUGGCUGUCGUGGCAGGUCGCGAGCUACGGCCCGAUGAUGGGUCAGGCCGUCCACUUCAAUCGGUACGCAGUCGAGCCGGUGCCGUACGGUGUUUGGCGCUAUACGUCGGAAUGCCGACGCCUCCACCAUGUCCUGAAUGAGCAGCUGGCUAAGCACCCAUUCAUUACCGGCGACCGUCUUAACAUUGCCGACAUCGCCAUCUUCAUCUUCGUGGCCUCCAGCAAGUGGUGUGGCCUGGACGUCGACGAGUUCCCCCACCUCGCAGCGUGGAGGGACAAGCUGCUGAAACGGCCCCAGUUCCAGAAGGGACUGAUCACGCCUGAACCCUUCAUCUUCACGGACGAGUAUGUGACCAAGCCCGAGAACCAAGAGAUAUACAAAACAAUCCGGAAGCUUGGCGGCCAGUGGAUCAAGCAGUCGUCCGAUCGGUGGUCCAAGGGGUCGCCGGUAUCGCUGCCUUCUGACUUCGCCAACUAUGCCUAGGCGGGACGUGACGGCUCAGUUGCGUGUGAUUGGAUCUCAGCGGAAGUGGAUUGGCCGGAGUCAACCUUGGAAGGGUGCCUUCGGUAUUUUGUGCAUAGCCCUGAGUGCUACUGCCUAGACCGUUCGGGCUGGAAAUGUGAAACGAGCGUGGAUCUCAUCUUGAGGCUUUUACAGUCUGCAGUUUUCCAAACAACCAUCAGACAAGCGGCGAAAAGACUUUGUAGGUCAGCUGGCCCUGCUCAGGCGCUGUUGACAACUGCGAGGUGAAUUCCAGGAAUUCCUGCCGCUUGCUUC
This is a messenger RNA of Thermothielavioides terrestris NRRL 8126, 1201 nucleotides long. RefSeq lists its product as uncharacterized. The transcript is spliced from 4 exons. The record is from RefSeq and is a predicted model, not a curated record. Bases 83 to 907 code for a protein of 274 amino acids. NCBI's taxonomy places the organism in Eukaryota, Fungi, Ascomycota, Sordariomycetes, Sordariales, Chaetomiaceae.